Molecule: messenger RNA, 1213 nt
Organism: Tachyglossus aculeatus (Australian echidna)
Lineage: Eukaryota; Metazoa; Chordata; Mammalia; Monotremata; Tachyglossidae
Gene: GPALPP1
Product: GPALPP motifs containing 1
Exons: 8
Coding region: 16-1101 (361 amino acids)
Source: RefSeq, a predicted model, not a curated record
GACGCCGCCGCCAUCAUGGCGCGGGAGCUGAGGGGGACGACGCUCGGCGCCCACCACCACGACGACCACGACGACGAGGAGGAGGAAGAGGAGGAAGAGAAGAGGCCCCGCCGCAGCCCCGUUGCAGGACCAGCCCUGCCUCCGGGUUACAGGAGCAGCAGCAGCAGCAGCUCGGAGUCUUCGGACGGUGAAGAAGACGACGAGGACAGCGCGUGUUCGCCGCCGCCCGGAGAAGCCGGCCGGGAUUCGGAAGAGGAGCGAGAUUCCGGCCCCGCUCCGAGAAAACGGAGGUGCUCGCAGGAGACGGAUGAGGAAGGCUUUUUCGGACCCGCGCUUCCUCCUGGAUUUAAGAAAGAGGACGAUUCUCCACAAAGGCCCAUUAUAGGUCCAGCAUUGCCACCUGGUUUUCAGAAAACUUCACAGAGUGGCGGGAGAAACCGAGAUGAUCGAGAAUCUCCAGUGCCUUCUGAUUCCAACUCCGAGGCAUCAGAGAGCAGUGAAGAUGAUGAGAUGAUCGUCGGACCCAUGCCUGCUAAAGGACCGGUCGAAUUCAGCAUCGCCAAAGAGUUUGAACGCAGGGCUCAGAGGAUGAAAGACAAACUGACCUCAGGAGAUGACGACGGAGCCAAGCCAGUCACCAGGGAGUCGUGGAUGACAGAGCUUCCUCCAGAACUGAAGGGCUUUGGCCUGGGCCCGAGGACUUUCAAAAGAAGAGCGGAGGACAAAUCGGGGGAUAGGUCGAUUUGGACCGACACGCCAGCUGACCGAGAGAGGAAAGCUAAAGAGACCCAAGAUGUCAAGAAGUCUGCUAGUAAGGACAGUGAAGAACGGGUAUUAACUGGAAGGGACAAGAGACUAGCUGAGCAAGUGUCUUCAUACAAUGAUUCGAAGAGAUCCGAAUCUCUUAUGGACAUCCAUCACAAAAAAUUAAAGAGCAAAGCAGCCGAAGAUAAAAACAAGUCUCAAGAGAGAAGACCGUUUGACCGAGAGCAGGAUCUCAAAGUCAACCGGUUCGAUGAAGCCCAGAAGAAAGCCCUGAUUAAGAAAUCCCGGGAGCUGAACAGCAGGUUUUCACAUGGCAAAGGAAAUAUGUUUUUAUGAGACGUGAAUGCUGGAAGUUCGAAGCCCAACGUCAGACUCUUUAAAUCUGUAAAUACCUCUUUCAAUUGUACGUAAAAUGUAUUUCUGAAUAUUUAAAGGGAUGACAUUGUCA